GCCGGAGGGGGCGGCGCGGUGGAGCCUGCCUUGGCCUCGUACGCUCCUCCUUGCCCGCGGCCGCCGCCCGCCUCCGCCCGCACCGCCAGCUCCUUGGCCGCGGCUGGCCCGGCCGCCACUUCCGGGCGCUCACCUGGGACGCGCUCGCCUGCCUCCGGGCGCCGGGACGCCGGGAUGAAGGACCGGCUGGAGCAGCUGAAGGCCAAGCAGCUGACACAGGAUGAUGAUGCCGAUGAGGUCGAGAUUGCUAUUGACAACACAGCUUUCAUGGAUGAGUUCUUUUCUGAGAUCGAGGAGGCUCGACUCAACAUUGACAAGAUCUCAGAGCAUGUGGAGGAGGCUAAGAAACUCUACAGCAUCAUUCUGUCUGCACCAAUUCCAGAGCCAAAGACCAAAGAUGACCUAGAGCAGCUCACGACUGAGAUCAAGAAAAGGGCCAACAAUGUCCGGAACAAACUGAAGAGCAUGGAGAGGCACAUCGAAGAGGACGAGGUCCGGUCAUCCGCCGACCUUCGGAUUCGGAAAUCCCAGCACUCCGUCCUCUCCCGGAAGUUUGUGGAGGUCAUGACCAAAUACAAUGAGGCGCAGGUGGACUUCCGCGAGCGCAGCAAGGGGCGAAUCCAGCGGCAGCUCGAAAUCACCGGCAAAAAGACGACAGAUGAGGAGCUGGAGGAGAUGUUGGAGAGUGGAAACCCUGCCAUCUUCACUUCUGGGAUCAUCGACUCUCAGAUUUCCAAGCAAGCCCUCAGUGAGAUCGAGGGACGGCACAAGGACAUCGUGAGGCUGGAGAGCAGCAUCAAGGAGCUUCACGACAUGUUCGUGGACAUUGCCAUGCUGGUGGAGAAUCAGGGUGAGAUGUUAGAUAACAUAGAGUUGAAUGUCAUGCACACAGUGGAUCAUGUGGAGAAGGCACGGGAUGAAACAAAAAGAGCUGUGAAAUACCAGGGUCAGGCCCGGAAGAAACUGAUAAUUAUCAUUGUGGUAGUGGUUGUGUUGCUGGGCAUUUUAGCAUUGAUUAUUGGACUUUCCGUUGGGCUGAAAUAAGGGCAGCCUGAGAGGCUGCUGCGCUGAAAUAACUCAAUCUUACUCCAGCCUGGUGUGGCCACCCUUGUCUUCAGACGGGAACAGCAUGUGAACUGUCCUUGAGAGGGACACCUGUCCCUUUUUUGCCUUGUGAACAUCCUGGGACCCGAUCCAGCAAGUGAUUUCGCCCUGGAGGAAUCUUAUCUACCUGAUGCAGCCCUGAGUUCCCCAAACCUUCUCCUGCCCCACCAACUCUGAAGUACCUUCUGUCCUGGACUGUGAACCAACCAGCUUCUCUUUCUUCCCUCCGAUGUGUCACAUUACCCCAUGUACCUCGGGAGCCUAUCGGAGGCCACCCCAGGUCGCAGUACUGUCUACCUCAUGGAAUGCUCUUCCAGAAAUUGCAGUGUGUUUUACUUUUAGUGGGGGGUUGGGGGGUGGUAUCUAUAACAAAGAGAAAGGGUUUUUCAAGUUUGGCAACAUGAGGCUUGACCUGAGACUUCUACCUGGCAGGACCCCAAUCCUCACAGUUUGUUGUCCCAUAACCUGAAAUUAGGAGGGACUGGCAGAUGUCAUUUUGGUCUUAGAAGCUGACUUGUUUGAAAUUCAACCUUGAAUUAAGCUCUUAGUGUGUUCAGCUUGGUGGCCAGCUCCAGUCUCUGUUUGGUUCUCUUAAGUUUACUCAAGGAGGCCCCAGGAUGAUAUAUUAUCAGAAGUUACCAUCUGUAAAGGCUGAGGGUAUGGGAUACACGUUUCCAUGUCUGGGUCUCAGAAACAGGCUGUUCAUUAUUAGACGGAUGCUUUGUGAAGUCAUUGCCUUGAGGCCAAAAAUAACCAAGCACUUAAACUGGACCAGGGACAAGGUGCUUGAGUCUCAGGCUCUGGAAAUGUUGUAGACCAGAAAGAGUCACUCAUUUCAUGUGUUCAGGUGUAUUUUCCUAGUCAUGUGUGUGAGAUGUAUGUACAUACAUGCGUGUCUCAGGAAGUAAGAGACCAGAAGUGGAGACUGUUAUAACCUCAAAAGAACCCCCCAAAAAACCUUAAGCUAGGCCAAAAAUUAAGAGACAUUUGCUUACUUGCAGAUGAAUCAGUAGACAUAAGGUUUUCCCAUGUCAUCAAGAUACUACCUGCUGUUUUCUGGAUGAAUACUGGGAGAAUCAUAGAUGUUUGGGGUGAGGACUGAGUUGAUCCCUUUAAAUUUCUCUGCAUAGCAGGCAGAAGGUGUGACAAGUUAUGAAGCCUCUCCCCAUCUGCUGCCUAGGCCAGGCUGGUCUGAGAACAUCCCACAACAGUUUGGGUUCAUUCAUGUGACUUUGGGAUGUCCUGUCUCUAGGGCAGAGUCACUCGGGGGAGACCAAGGGCCACUGAGUAGCCUAGUGCUUUCUGCUACCAGCUUAGUGAGUUUGAUGGGCUCUUUGGUUCCCCCAAUUCUUGUCAUGGAGGAAGCAUCAGCUGGGAAGUUUUCAAGUGUGGUGACUGCUGAGCCAGUUCGUGAGUCCCUUAGGUUCCCUGCUGGCUCCUGCCAGCCUGAUUUCACAUUUCAGCUUUGACUUUAAUGCUUUCUGCGAUAGGGUGAGCACCCUCACCCAGGCACUGUCCACUGGUUUCCUUUGCAGAAGCCACUUACUCCCAGUCAUCACCUGCACUCAGACAGAGCCAAGGAGAGGCCCCUUGCCCAUGGCUAUGAAGUCGGAUGGUGGACUGACUCCAGCAGCAAGGGCAGACCAGUUCUAAUCACAGGCCUUUGCUCUCCUGAGGUGGAGGCCUGGGGCUUAUGGUUUGGAAUACAACAAGUGAAGGUUUUUUUGUCAUUUGUAUUUUUUUAAAUGUAAACUUGAUUAUUUUAUUGCUAAUUUAAAAAUAAAUGACUAUGUUGAUUGUGAAA
Molecule: messenger RNA, 2908 nt
Organism: Manis pentadactyla (Chinese pangolin)
Lineage: Eukaryota; Metazoa; Chordata; Mammalia; Pholidota; Manidae
Gene: STX3
Product: syntaxin 3
Exons: 11
Coding region: 175-1044 (289 amino acids)
Biological process (GO): exocytic insertion of neurotransmitter receptor to postsynaptic membrane; synaptic vesicle fusion to presynaptic active zone membrane; intracellular protein transport
Cellular component (GO): SNARE complex; synaptic vesicle; postsynapse
Molecular function (GO): SNARE binding; SNAP receptor activity
Source: RefSeq, a predicted model, not a curated record